UAUAUAUACUCCAUUGUAUUACCUAUCUUCCACAUCAGGAUCAGAAAAAGAUAAACGAGAUGGAAAUACCUGUGAUAGACUUUAAUGAGCUCAACGGGGAAGCAAGGAGCAAAACGAUGGCUCUUCUGCACCAAGCUUGUGAGAAAUGGGGCUUCUUCCAAGUUGAGAACCACGGAAUUGAUAAGAAGUUGAUGGAUAAAGUGAAGCAAUUGAUAAAUGAAUACUAUGAGGAAAAUUUGAGAGAGAGCUUUUAUAAGUCAGAGAUAGCUAAAAGCUUAGAUCAAGAAGUUACCUCGGAAGUAGACUGGGAAAGCUCAUUUUUCAUUUGGCAUCGCCCCACAUCAAAUAUUGAAGGGAUUCCGAACUUCUCAGAGGAUCAUUGCAAAACAAUGAAUGAGUACAUCGCUCAGCUGAUUAAGAUGGCAGAGAAACUUUCUGAGCUCAUGUGUGAGAAUCUCGGUUUGGAGAAGGGUCAUAUAAAGGAUGCAUUCUCUGGUGGCAAGGGUCCUUCUGUGGGAACAAAAGUUGCAAAAUACCCUCAAUGUCCUCAGCCAGAGCUUGUGAGAGGACUUCGGGAGCACACUGAUGCUGGUGGGAUCAUACUCCUGCUCCAAGAUGACCAAGUUCCAGGCCUCGAAUUCUUGAAAGAUGGAGAAUGGUUUGCAAUUCCACCAUCCAAGAACAACACCAUGUUUGUGAACAUAGGUGACCAAGUGGAAGUGUUGAGUAAUGGAAGGUACAAAAGUGUUUUGCACCGUGUGCUGGCAGACAAGAAUGGAAGCCGACUAUCCAUUGCUACCUUCUACAAUCCUGCCGGUGAUGCCAUCAUCUCUCCCGCUCCCAAGCUCCUAUACCCCAAUCACCUCCGUUUUCAAGACUACCUGAAGCAUUAUGCCACCACAAAGUUCUCAGACAAGGGCCUCAGAUUCGAAACAAUGAAGCAAAUGGCCAAUAACCAUAAUGGGUUCCUUUCCUAAAAGUGCCAAUCACAUAAAUUUUCUGUUUCUCAGUCAUGAGUGUCUUGCUUCUCGCUUUCUUUUUCCGUUUCUGUGGUGUUGUUAUGUCAUCCACAUGAAAGAGCAAUCAAGAAAUUUAUAGCAAGAAAUAAAAGGAAAGAUUUGGCAACGAA
Molecule: messenger RNA, 1129 nt
Organism: Pyrus x bretschneideri (Chinese white pear)
Lineage: Eukaryota; Viridiplantae; Streptophyta; Magnoliopsida; Rosales; Rosaceae
Product: 1-aminocyclopropane-1-carboxylate oxidase 1
Exons: 3
Coding region: 60-977 (305 amino acids)
Source: RefSeq, a predicted model, not a curated record